Molecule: messenger RNA, 2009 nt
Organism: Diachasmimorpha longicaudata
Lineage: Eukaryota; Metazoa; Arthropoda; Insecta; Hymenoptera; Braconidae
Product: fidgetin-like protein 1
Exons: 2
Coding region: 1-1725 (574 amino acids)
Molecular function (GO): microtubule severing ATPase activity; ATP binding; ATP hydrolysis activity
Source: RefSeq, a predicted model, not a curated record
AUGAGUGUAACAAGUAUUCAUCAACAUGAUUUUGUUGAUAGUCACUACACGUCUGCUUACCAAAGUUUAACACUCAAUCUAGCCCGAGAAUGCGAAAAUACCGAUGGCUCGAGAAUUACUUUGUGUUUUAAAUAUCUUACAAAUAGAUCAAUAUCUAGUGACUUUACAAUAACUCUGUUAAAAAAUAAUCACGAAGUAUAUGCAGAGCAAAUGCGAAAUGAAUACAGAACAUCACAAAGCAAGGGAAAUGUAAUAUCGACUAGAUUUCCAUUCAAAUCGGGAUUUAAAAAUAAGGAAAACGAAUUAAUAAAGCUUGUCGAACCCUCCCUAUGUGGCAAGGGACAAACGACAUGUUGCAGAGACAAUUCCUUUUUCCAUUUGUUGGACAAAGAUGUCAAAAGAGCCAUUGAAAUUAUUAAUAAAACUGAUCGUCCCAUUCCCCAGCAACAACAGCAUCAUCAUCAUCAUUUCAAUGCAGUUGAGCAUACUAUUGACAUGUCGAAAUAUGAAAAACGUAAAAAAUGGCUAAGUGCUACAAAGUCUCCAUCCUCCAGUACCUCCAACCUCAAUUGUCAUACCCACCGUGAUGAAAUUCAUAGGAGCAACAGUAAUAAUUCAGGUAUUUUUCGGACAGCAAAUGUCAUCCAGAAAGUUAACGAUAAAAUUACAAAUAAUUUGAAGAGAAAAAAUUCAGUUAAUAAACAGUUUGUUUGUCCUGUCAAGAGAGAUAAUAAUAAUAAACGUCCUGAUGUUGAUAAUGGCAGUAAAGAUGAGGGGAGUGGUGAUGGAUUGUUAGACGAUGAGAGGCUAAAAAAUAUUGAUGAAAAAAUGAUUGAGUUGAUACGAAAUGAAAUAAUGGAUGGUGGAGCUACGGUUGAAUGGGAAGACGUUGCAGGUUUGGAGGGAGUUAAAAAAGUAAUCAAAGAGAUCGUUGUUUUUCCAAUGCUUCGGCCAGACAUAUUCACUGGCCUUCGUCGCCCUCCAAAAGGCAUUUUACUCUUUGGUCCCCCUGGAACUGGUAAAACUCUAAUUGGAAAAUGCGUCGCAUCCCAGAGUAAAUCAACGUUCUUCUCAAUAUCAGCCAGUUCAUUGACAUCUAAAUGGGUAGGAGAAGGGGAAAAAAUGGUGAGGGCAUUAUUUGCUGUUGCAAAGGUUCAUCAACCAUCUGUUAUCUUCAUCGACGAAAUCGAUUCACUCUUGACCCAACGUUCUGAAACUGAGCACGAGAGCUCGAGGAGGAUUAAAACAGAAUUUUUGGUACAACUUGAUGGUGCUACCACUGGAGAUGAUGACAGAGUUCUCGUUAUCGGGGCUACCAAUCGGCCCCAGGAAUUGGAUGAAGCUGCCAGACGGAGAUUUGUCAAGAGACUUUACAUUCCUCUUCCAGACAGCAACGCCAGAAGACAAAUUGUGAAAAAUCUUUUGAGAAAUGAACGCCAUAAUCUAUUUCCAUCGGAUGUUAUCGAUAUAGCUGAUCUAACGAGAGAUUAUUCUGGAGCUGACAUGGCCAAUCUAUGCAAGGAAGCGAGUAUGGGACCCAUCAGAAGCAUUCCAUUUGAACAACUCGAGAAUAUUCAUAAGGACAAUGUCAGAUGUGUCACCCUUGAGGAUUUCCAGCAAGCCAUCACUUUAGUGAGACCCAGUGUUUCACAGGCUGAUUUGAAUUUGUACAUUCAAUGGGAUAAAACAUUUGGAAGCGGAACAGCUGGCACUAGUACAACAUGAUUUACAUUUCUUCACAACGAUAUUUAUUGUUAACUAUUAUCUUUGUUUUUCCAAUAAAUUUUAUACAUGGAUAAAUUUUCGAAAGCAAUUGUGAAAGGAUUUUUCCAAAAAUUAUAGAAUUUUUCUUCCACGUUUUUUUUCUUCUCAUAUCACAGGAAGUAUACACAUUAAGGAGUAGCUAUGAGUAUACCUGAUUAUUAUCAAGUUGUACUUUUCAAUUUCGCAAUUGGGGUGUUGCAUGAUUUUAAAUGGUAUAAUAAAAAAAUUUCAUGAAAAAUAUUAAA